Lactuca saligna is the source of this 1137-nucleotide messenger RNA. Lineage: Eukaryota; Viridiplantae; Streptophyta; Magnoliopsida; Asterales; Asteraceae. The record is from the annotation of a GenBank genome assembly.
AAAAAAUCCUACAAAGCUAGCCCCCAUCUUUUUGGAUUACUUUUCUCGUCGUGACGUGUGUUUUUGGGCCCACCAGAUAGGAGUCACACUCUAUCUUCUUCAUCAAUCAUCAUGCACCUUCUUUUCUAUACCUAACAACAUUUCAAGCUCUAUCUCUGCAACACACCACAAAUCCUCAAAACCUUUCGCUCUCCCUCUUCCUCUCCAUCAUGGACACCAAAUCCAGCUCAGAAUCAGAAGUCGUCACCAUUGAUGUUCUAAAAGCUAACGAUCUUCUCCGUAACAGCGGCUACCGUUACCUUGACGUCAGGACUGAGGAAGAAUUCAAGAAAGGGCAUGUUGAUUUCGAUGAUGCUCUCAACAUUCCUUACAUGUUCAACACUCCUGAAGGUAGGGUGAAAAAUCCCAAGUUCAUGGAACAAGUGCUACCAGUGUGUUCAAAGGAUGAUCAUCUUGUUGUGGGUUGCCAAUCAGGGGUUCGAUCUGUAUACGCAACAAUUGAUCUUCUUAAUACAGGAUUCAAGCAUUUAUACAACAUGGGAGGUGGAUACCUUGCAUGGGUAGAGAAUGGGCUACCUGUGGCUGUAGGGCCCAUCGUCCAAACGAAGCCCGAUCCAGUCACUUCUGGCCCGAAAACCAGCCCGGAACUGGUCCAAACAAAGCCAGAUGCGGUUCUUUCAGGACCAACCAAUUAAUGAUGGUUUCAUAAAAUUUGGAGGAAACUGAUCUAAGGUUCAAUUAUGCUUAACCGGGGUUCAGGGUCCGAUCAAGUUACUUGCUUUUUAUAAAUAUAUAUCUAAUUGGAAUUAAGAAAUUGUUAAACGAAUGUAACUUUAUAAAAAUUUACUGAAUUAGAGUAAAAGUAUUGUUAAAAAACGAAUUAUUAGUAGGGUUUUUUGGUAAAGAAAAACAAAAGGCCGGUUUGAGGGAGACCGCCGGACCGGUUAUGCAAAAGCAUUUUAGGCAGGACGGGAAGGCCCGUGGCUGAUUGAGCACCACAAGUGGGCCUCAAAGCCCUUCAUUUCAUAUCUUAGAACAAUGCUAUUUAUUAAUUUUAUUUAAUAUCAAAAUAAUCAAAUGCGAUAUAAACUUUGAUUAUUAAUAAAAAAAAACACCCUUUUACUUCUAUAAAAACAC